Molecule: messenger RNA, 525 nt
Organism: Diabrotica virgifera virgifera (western corn rootworm)
Lineage: Eukaryota; Metazoa; Arthropoda; Insecta; Coleoptera; Chrysomelidae
Exons: 1
Coding region: 1-525 (174 amino acids)
Source: RefSeq, a predicted model, not a curated record
AUGGCGCAAUCCCCGCCAAUCUAUGAGGGCUCACGCAAAGUGGGCCCAAACCUGUUUCAGGGAUUAAGCUCCGACACAUACGACUGCUCAUCCAUGGAUGAAAAUGGUUUCAAAAAACCUAGGAGCGAGAGGAAAAAGGAGAAAUCCAAAAAGAAGAAAGAGCAGAAAACGAAGAGCGAAGUAGAAGCGAAGAAGGAUGGGGAAAAUCCAAAAGCAGAGCCCAUGGACGACGAAGCAGAGCAGGCAGUCAGAGGCACCACCAAACGAGCCAAAGAGAGUGAAGCUAACGAAGACAUGAAAGAGAAGUUACUAAAGACGAAUGAACAAGAAGAGAUGAGAAAGAUGCUAGAGGCGAUUACGGCAGAGAGAGACCAACAAAAGGCCGAAAACGAGAGAUUGAUGAUCAAAAUCUCUCAACAACAAGAAGCGAUGCUGAAAAUGCAAGCCCAAUUGGAUGCCCUGCUAGAACAACAAAGAACAAUGACAGAACUCUUACAGAAUCUCCAACAGACGCCAGUCACUUGA